AUGAAAAAAAUCGAGACUCUAAGUGCCUGCGAAUGUCUGUCAGUAAAUAACUGCAGUUCAGUUGGUAACUUAACCUCUCUAUUGAGACUCUCUUUGGAACAUGUUAAAAUUUCUGAACUUCCUCUAGAGAUUGGAGUGCUCGUAAAGCUUGAAUACUUGUCUUUGAGAGGGUGUAAUUUGCUUAAAAGAAUUCCGGAGAAGAUUGGGAAUUUGGAAUCACUAGUCAUGCUGAAUCUGUCCCACACACAUAUUGCAGAGUUGCCAAAUUCACUUGGGAACUUGAAGAAUUUGAAAACACUAAGGAUGUGUAGUAGUUCCAUCAGAAGCAUACCCAGUGCAAUUGGGAUGUUGGAGAAAUUGGAAGAGUUGGAUGCAGAGAACUGCCAACGUCUGGAAGGGACAAUCCCUGAUGAUAUUGGGAGGUUAUUAUCUUUGAGGAUCUUGAAACUUUCAGACACCAGAAUAUGUUACAUACCGAGGCUUCCUGAAAGCCUGCUCAGUGUGCAUAUAGGUACUAAUUUGAUGACAGAACUUCCAGAUCUAUCGAUCCUGAUAAAUUUGAGAGAGUUGAACUUGGAGAUUCCACAAGUUCCCAAGUUUUGUUUGGGUGAAGAGGAUUCUACUUUCGUGGACACGACGGAGCUUGUACGGCAUCCAUCACCGUGGUGGAUUGGAAGGUUAUGCAAUCUGGAGUCUCUAAAGUUGUCUUGUGACAACAUAAUUGUCCUCCAUGCAGAUAUUGGUCUUCUCUCAGAACUCAAAAGACUUGAACUUGUUUGUUUUAAGCUGCAAUUCCUCCCUAGGCUUCCAUCAGGCUUAUUGUGCUUGCUUAUUAAAUCCUCUAGGUCAUUGGAAUCAUCAAUAGAUAUAUCAAAUUUGAAGGAACUGUCAGAGCUAAGGAUUUAUUCUUCUGCAAUAACAGGUGUCCAUGGCCUUGAUGGUUUGGAGAAUCUUCAAACUUUGGACCUUCAAGCAUUGAGUACACUAGAGAGAUUACCUGAUCUUUCAAACUUAAAGAAGCUCAAUGAACUGCAUUUGGGGCACUGUCAUAAUCUGGUUGAUAUUCAAAGUAUUCAAGGCUUGGGACAUCUGAGGAUUUUGGAGCUCAUAGACAUUGUACAACUUGAGAGAGUCCCUGAUCUAUCAAACUUGAAGAAGCUGACUGAACUUCAUCUGCAGCAAUGUCAUAAUCUAACUGAGAUUCGAAGCUUUGAGGGUUUGGAGAACCUGAUAAUGUUAGAGUUAGGUGAACUCCCUCUGCUUGAGGGAUUGCCUGAUCUCUCAGACUUGAAGAAGCUCACCAAACUUGAUGUACGGCAAUGUCACCUUCUUGUCAAGAUUCAAGGAAGAUUAGAUUCACUGGAAGAUUUGUGCAUCUAUGGAUGCAGAUCUUUGGUUGAGAUGCCUGCUCCUUCAAGUUUCAAGAAUCUGAAAUCUCUGCAAUUGCGUGAUUGCGAGAUGUUACAAAUGCAGCAGGUUUGGUUGCCGAAGUCUGAUACAGUUGACACGGAAUUUGGAAGUUCGGAAUGUUUGAUGACGAGACGGUCAGGCAUCUGCGUGUGUCAGUUGGGUAGACAUUUUUUCUUGCCAUCUCUUCCGUCUUGA
Messenger RNA from Rhodamnia argentea, 1605 nucleotides. RefSeq names its product disease resistance protein RPV1-like. The transcript has a single exon. NCBI's taxonomy places the organism in Eukaryota, Viridiplantae, Streptophyta, Magnoliopsida, Myrtales, Myrtaceae. Gene Ontology annotation, molecular function: protein binding. The record is from RefSeq and is a predicted model, not a curated record. Bases 1 to 1605 code for a protein of 534 amino acids.